CUGGGUGGGGCCGGCGGAGCGGGAUGGUUCUGCUGGAGAGGGAGCGGUUCCUGACGGAGCUAACCAGGCUCUCUCAGAAGUGCCGAUGGUCGGGCAGUGUGUUCAUCACCCUCAAGAAGUACGAUGGCCGAACUAAACCCAUUCCGAGGAAAGGUUCUGUGGAGGGCUUUGAGCCCUCACACAAGCGUCUGUUAAGAGCUACUGAUGGGAAAAAGAAGAUCAGCACAGUGGUGAGCUCCCAAGAAGUGAGUAAGUUUCAGAUGGCUUAUUCAGACCUGUUGAGAGCUAACAUGGAUGGGCUGAGGAGGAGGGACAAAAAGAGCAGGAGCAAGAAGAGCAAAGCAGCACAGUGAAGAGUACGAUUCCCUGUUUUCACCAGCUGACCACGGAAUUGCUGUUUUUCCUCUGGGUUUACUUUUGGCCACAAAGCUAGGUUUCCGAUUCCCCUGCGUUAACUGUUUUCAUGUGAGAUUAGGGUCGUUUGGGUGGAAGAAGAGCUGUGAUGUUGACAGGGUGGCUAUGAGAAGCCUGGCUGACUGGUCUGUGUUGCCCAGUUGUAUACCCCUGGGUUAUGGUUUAAAGCCUCUGCGGCCACCUGUGUGAAGAGCAGUGUAUCAUUACACUUGCCUGUGUAUCAGCAUAGACUAUCUUUUAUUUAUUCCUUUCCCCUCCCCAUGGUAGUAGUUCCUGACAAUAAUGACUGAUUCUGGAAUGAUAAUGAUUAUGAGCAGGCUUUUACCCCAAUCUUCUAGGUGAUUGGAAGGAAUUAAAACUGGAAAAUUUCAUGAGAAGUUGUGUUAGCUCAUGGGUAUUCUUCCCAACUGGUUAUAUAAUUUUAUCACCAUAGUAUCUGUAGUAAAUUUGCAUGAGUUCUCAUAGUCAAAUGAGAGUUUGCCUAAGCACUUUCGGAUAAACAUAUUACAAAAUUAAGAAUAAAGAUUGUAA
This is a messenger RNA of Phyllostomus discolor (pale spear-nosed bat), 945 nucleotides long. Its product is annotated as signal recognition particle 14 kDa protein-like. The transcript has a single exon. The record is from RefSeq and is a predicted model, not a curated record. Gene Ontology annotation, biological process: SRP-dependent cotranslational protein targeting to membrane. Gene Ontology annotation, molecular function: endoplasmic reticulum signal sequence receptor activity; 7S RNA binding. The coding region runs from base 24 to 353 and encodes 109 amino acids. NCBI's taxonomy places the organism in Eukaryota, Metazoa, Chordata, Mammalia, Chiroptera, Phyllostomidae. Gene Ontology annotation, cellular component: signal recognition particle, endoplasmic reticulum targeting.